Pogona vitticeps (central bearded dragon) is the source of this 2168-nucleotide messenger RNA. RefSeq names its product transmembrane protein 72 (gene TMEM72). The record is from RefSeq and is a predicted model, not a curated record. Lineage: Eukaryota; Metazoa; Chordata; Lepidosauria; Squamata; Agamidae.
UGAUACCUUUGUGGAAAUGCAGCAAGGAGAAAAAUGCCCUGAGGCAACAAUUCCCCUUUCUGGUUUGUAAUCAUUAAUUGCCCCACUAAGUGUUGCAGGACACUGGCAGUGCGACUGAACUGCCAGAGCCCUUAAGAAGCAGUACUAACUAGUUCAGAGUGGAAAGAAAGAGUGUUAUGCGGGAUUUGUUGUUUUUUCUAUUAGUUUUGAAUGAUGUUUCCUUGAUAAGCUCAUGAAUUCUUUACUAUGAGGGUCACUGCCAUCUCAGGGCACAUAUUUAAAGUGCUGCUGUGUCCCAAAAAUCCUAAGGAUUAAAAGCUUUUUUUGCUUUGCCAGCAUGAGUCAAGUAACUUUUUGGAAAGCACUGGAAUAUUUUUGCCGGCUGUUGGGGAUCUCGACUGGAUCAGUACUCAUUGGUGUGGGCACAGACACCCUUCUUCAGGGGCAGUUUAAGAGCCUGGGUACCUACCUGCUCAUUUCAGGAGUAGCUGUUUCUGUGUGUGAAGUCGCCUACUUUGCCAGCCUGCUCUUGGGGGCCUGUUCCAACCCCAAAGUUGGAUCCAAGAUGCACAUGUGCUUGAAGCAAGUCAGACGCCGUGGGGCCUUUCAGAAGUUCCUGGCAUAUUUGCUGCUCUCUGUAGCCUGCUUCUUGCACCCUGUGCUUGUAUGGCAUGUCACUAUUCCAGGCACAAUGCUGGUGCUCACUGGUUUGGCCUAUUUCCUGCUCAGUAAGCAACGAAAAGAAACAAGAACAAAUAGACAAGAGCAACGCAGGGACCCCUACGAUACGGCCGUACCUGUGAUGGGUAUAGAUGACCCUGGGCAAACAUACAUGUUCUGCAAGGGAGCCCAUGGAGGAAGACCAAGCUCCUUUGCAGGAUAUUUGAGGACCUUUAUCAAAGGCAGCAAAGAACAGGAUGCUGCUAGGAACCCGGCCAGCGCACUGUCUGCAGGGAGGCAAAAGCACUUCGAGGACAACGUCAUGGGUAUCAUCCUGCCUGUCAGAGAAGACUUGGAAGAGCCAGAAAGCUUGGCUGAAGAAAGCACAUCUGACACAGCCCCCAUCCUUACUUCCCAGCUGUGAUGCUCCACAGAACAAGAAGAAGAACUCCUUCUGCUGUCUUUAGAUUUUCAAGAUGGAAGCAUGCCGAGGGGGCUGGGCGGUGGGGCAGUCACAGAAUGAAACUCCCAGAUUUGGUGGACUAGUAAUGGCAGGAGCCAAAGAUUUCUGCUGUUGCCAGUGAAUAGGGAAACCUUUCCUAGGUGUCCUUUUCUUCCACCCUUUCCUCCUCUUGGAGGUCUGUCACUUUUCCUCACGGACAAGGGAUUUGUCUGUUUUGAGCCCCUUUUAGUUAGGUUACUACCAUAGCAAUUAGCAGACCUGAUCACCAGUACAGAAGAUGCUAUGCCCUGUCCUGGCUUAGGAAUGGAAGUAGCCUUUUGUUGCAGAGAAGACUGCUAUUUGAAAAGAGAGAUGUAAUGACUGCUAGUAAACUAUUUGCCAGUGUUUAUAAUUGUGGCUUCUUAGAAUCUCUGGAGAAAGAAUCUAAAGUUCAGAGCUCAUUUGUCUAAUGUUGGGCUUUAGGAGGUCUCAUUUUCCUUGACUAUUUAGCCAGAGUAAAGGAACAAUGGCAGUUUAUGGAGGGAGGAGAGAGAAGGUAAGAUAUUCUAUAUAUAUUUGUUGUAUUUCUGUUAUAUAUUAUCUCACAAUAUGUAAAUAAAAUGCCACGGGACUGUGUAAUAAAAUUAGGAGACCAUCACUUUUAUUGCUUACAAGGUAACAUCCUUUCCUACAGCUGCUAGAUUAGAUUUUUAAAAUCAGAGACUGGAUGUUCUUACCUGCUUGUACUUACUUACAUGGAACCAAUGGCCAGAAUCCUAUUGUGUAUUUUUGCUGGCAUAAUGUCAGCAGUGUUAAAUUUUAGCAGUGAACUGCCAUAAGGUGUGAAAUCAGAGUGGGCAUUUCCUGUCACACACCACACCAUGCCAUUGGUUUGCGAUAAGAGAAUGCCUGUGCCAACUUUUUGAAUGACAGUAAUUUGCUGAUAAAUGUUACACCACCAACAUUAUGGUGGUGGGCUGUAACCACAGGUUUCCAGCUACUGCUUUAGGGUGGUUGUGGUUGUUUUUUAAAUAAAUGAAUGUGCUGGAUUGUACUUUUGCUUUUA